Molecule: messenger RNA, 1098 nt
Organism: Onthophagus taurus
Lineage: Eukaryota; Metazoa; Arthropoda; Insecta; Coleoptera; Scarabaeidae
Product: BRISC and BRCA1-A complex member 1
Biological process (GO): mitotic G2 DNA damage checkpoint signaling; double-strand break repair; positive regulation of DNA repair
Cellular component (GO): BRISC complex; BRCA1-A complex; nuclear body
Source: RefSeq, a predicted model, not a curated record
UUUUUUUACAUAACCUAUUAAAAAAAGUAAUACAAUUAAAUGUCAUUGUUAACAUAACCUAGACGUGUUCUUAAAAGUUUACCUUUAAAAGAUUUCUCGUAAAUCAUUUAAAGAAUAUCCAAACUUUUAGUGUUUUUACACGCGUUUUUGCGUAGCUAGGUAACAAACAUUUAUAUUUCUUGUAAGAAACAUUUAUCAACAAAAAAAUCUUAAUCAAAAACAUAACCUAAUUCACACAAUCAUCAAAUUUACUUUCUGAUGCCAAAUAAAAAAUCCAAAAAAAACAAGAAGUCAAUCUCGACGAAAUCUACCAAACCAACACAACAAGAAGAAAUGGCGAUCAUUAUCAACGGUGAAGACGAUAAUAAUUUACAACCAACCCCUCUAACCGCUUUUAACGUCCCCGAAAAAAUUAUUUUAGUUAUCGAUCGUGCGUGCGAUGAAGUAUUUAGUUACUUUGAAUUAAACAAUGGUACAAAAUAUCGCCCCUUGCAGAUGUUAAAGAACGCAUUCACCAUUUUCGUGCACAACAAGAACUUUAUAAAUAAAAAACACGAAUUUGCUUUGAUGGUGUUAAAUGAGAGUGAUGUUUCUUGGGUGUUGGACUUCACAAGCGAUAUUCAAAAAGUGUCCGAGGCGAUUGAUAACUUGGAAGAAUGUGAAACGGAGGAUAUUUUCGAUUUAAAUUCCCUUUUUAAUGUUAUUGACGAGAAAGUUCAAUAUCCAACACUGCUUUCGGAUGAUUUGGUCAUCCCACCACAAUUUAUUGUUAGAGUAGUUUUAAGUUAUGCCAGAUCGUUUACCAUGCCAAGUUUUACUCGCACAGAAAGAGUUAAUGAAAUGUUAAAUUGGCCUUAUUUUUUUAUUGAUGUUGUUAUGACGCAUGAAAUUCCCGAUACUAGUAAUAAAUGCGAACUUAUUUUCAAGAAAUUGGAAGGUUUAAAUAUUGAUGGAAAAGGUUAUUUGUAUUAUGUUGAUAGAAAUCCAUCUAAAUUGUAUUACUCUAUGGGAAAAAUAUGCGGACAUCCUUAUCAAAGGUCAUUACAAAAAACUAACUUAUAAACAAAAUGAAUUUUGUUUGGUACAAAUAAAUUAAAC